AUGAACUGCUUGUCAUUGAUGCUUAAUAGAGGAGCAGAAGAGCGUAAAUUUGCUUAUCACGCUAAGUCCCACUCAACUCGAUUAACCCACCUGUGCUUCGCAGACGAUCUCCUGAUCUUUACUGAUGGUACACUCGAAUCAGUACAGGCUGUUAUCUCGAUACUGGAUGAAUUUGCUCUUCACUCGGGCCUAAAAAUCAGUGUUCAGAAGUCUUCCUUCUUCUCAUCGGGUAUUUCCCAAGAUCAGGUCAACCUCAUCUCCUCAGCCAUGGGCCUGUCUCCGGGUGUUCUCCCUGUUCGCUACCUUGGUGUACCACUUACAACAAAGAAGCUUUCUCUCUAUAAUUGUGGCCCUCUCAUCCAGCAAAUCAAAUCAAGGGUCAACUCGUGGAGCUCUCGUGCCCUCUCUUUUGCAGGAAGGCUCCUCCUCAUCAACACAGGUAGUCACUCGGCAAAAGUCUCUUGGGAAACCUGCACUCUUGACAAAUCAGAAGGAGGGUUAGGAUGCAGGGACCUUGUAAACUGGAAUACUGCUUGCAUACUAAAACUAAUAUGGAUGCUCUUUACUUGCUCAGGGUCGAUAUGGGUAGCCCGCUGGAUAAAGAUCAGAGUCGGAGGAGGUACCUCAGUGAGAUUCUGGUAUGACAAUUGGUCUCCAUUUGGAAAGCUCUUGGAUGUCAUCUCUCCUGGCCGCACGAACACGAUGGGAAUACCAUUAUCGGCGACGCUAGCAGAUAUUUACUCUGAUGGCGCCUGGAACAUUCGCCUUGCACGCUCAGAUAUUCAAAUCCAGGUUCAGUCCUUUAUGACUACUCUCACUCUUACUGAUACUGAUGAUUCUUAUUAUUGGGAAACCGAGGGAAAAGAAUGGACAAGGUACAGAACAGGAAGAAUCUAUUACCUUCUUAAAAACCAUGCGCACACUGUACCCUGGUGGAAACUGGUUUGGAACAAAGGAGGAAUACCAAAACACAGCUUCAGUGCUUGGAAUACAAUGCUUAACCGUAUGCCAACAAAGGACAGGAUCAUCUCCUGGGGACUGCAAGCAACCCCGGCGUGCAUCCUUUGUACCUCUGGUUUCGAAUCUCGUGAUCAUCUUUACUUCAAUUGCGACUACAGUUGGGAACUCUGGAAACCGCUUGCACUCCGUUGUGGUCUUACUCCCUCUCGCCUCUGGACUGAUACGAUAUCAUCUCUUCUCACCCUCUCUUCUCCGGCUUGGCAGCGUCGUCUGAUUCUACUGGUUUGGCAGUUGGUGAUGUAUUCUAUUUGGCAAGAAAGGAACAGCAGAAUUCAUCGUCAAAUUUUCAAACCAAAGGGCACAAUAAGUAAUUCAAUUGACAGAACCUUAAGGAACAAGAUUCACUCCUCUCGUGAAGCAAACCCCACUAUGGCAUCCAACAUGAUCCAAUUCUGGAUUGCUUCUUCUCUCCACUCAACUCCGUGA
Brassica napus (rape) is the source of this 1446-nucleotide messenger RNA. RefSeq lists its product as uncharacterized. Lineage: Eukaryota; Viridiplantae; Streptophyta; Magnoliopsida; Brassicales; Brassicaceae. The transcript is spliced from 3 exons. The record is from RefSeq and is a predicted model, not a curated record. The coding region runs from base 1 to 1446 and encodes 481 amino acids.